CUCAGUCACACACUUAUCUGUCACACAGUCUCUGUCAUACAGUCUCUGUCCCACAGUCUCUGUCCCACAGUCUCUGUCCCACAGUCUCUGUCACACAAUCACUGUCACACAGUCUCUGUCACACAUUCUCUGUCACACAGUCUCUGUCACACAUUCUCUUUCACACAGUCGAUUUCACACAGUCACUGUCACACAGUCACUGUCACAUUCGUUGUCACAUAGUCUCUGUCACACACUCACUGUUAGCUUGCUUUAUUUCAUAGGUGAGUCAUCGGACUGCUUCGCUUACGUCAUUUUGGUGGAACUUUUUCCUCAUCCAUUUGUUUUGUAAAACAAAAUACCUUUCUUUCUUAAAAAAAAAAAUGGCGCUAGUGUAUAGUCUUGUCGUUGAGAAGCUUGAUAAAUGAGUCUCAAAGAAUUCGUAUUCUUUUUCUUCAGUUUCCGAAAUGUCCACCAACGACUUGAAAAAGGAAAUGACGCUUCCGGACGUGAUUAUCCGGCGGGCCCGGAGAGAGGAUUAUGACGACGUCAUGAGUAUCGGAGAUGUGUACUGCGGCAGGGAUUACCUCCCUUCAACUUUUCUGUGCGCAUUGGAGGACCCGGACAUAUACCCCUUAGUGGCAGAAGCUGUUGGUCACGUGGUAAGUUUUAAUACAUCCGAUCUGUUUCCUAGAAAUAAGCACCAAAUCUUCAGAAAACGUGUGAUUUUUUUAUUUUUUUUUUGGUUUUUUUUUUUUACUUUUUAAAUUGCUUGAAGUAAAAAUUGAGGGACCCAUCACAGUGGCGUUGGGGGAGAGGGGGUCCAUCUGGGGGAGAGGGGAUCCACCUGGGGGAGAGGGGUCCACCUGGGGGGAGAGAGGUCCACGGGGGGAGAGGGGUCCACCUAGCGAGGCACUUUUUUCUUUAUACUGAGGGGGUGGCAUGUUGGACCAACUGAAAAAAAUUAUAAUUUGCGGAAAGGGACGGCAAAAGCCUUGGCCUGCCCCGGCCUCGCCUUUGGAGAAUCAUCGACUCACAACUGCAAUCUUGUUAACCGAAAAUAUGACAUGAUAAAGUUAUGCAGCCAAACACUUUUUUUUUAAAUUGUUGGUCACGAUUAAGAAAAUUAACAGCAUACAUUCCCAUGAAAAUAUGUCCAGGUGUCAGGCGUGAAUCUCAAUGGGGGUCAUAAUAUGGGCUGUUAAUUUUAUACUUUUUUUUCCCUCUGAUUUGUGCGGGAAAGAAUUCAUUUUCAACGUCCAGCAGUUAAUUUAAUUUGGUUGUCUUCACCUUGCAUACACAAAAAAAUGAUAUGUCUUUUUUAGAGCUUUCCCAACUUUGUAUGCCCAAUGUUGAAGGCGUCCGUGACGCACACGGAGACUGUCAUUUUAUAGAGAGGCAUGAAACCUGGCUUUAUCAGUGCAAUUACGUCAAAUUUAUCGGUUCAAGACGAACCACUAAACGUGUAAAAUCUUAGAUUAUGUUGAGAUAUAAUGUAUCCAGGUACAUUUUAACUGUUUCUUCUGUAUUCAAGUGUGUACCACAUGUGACACAAAUGUAUCAAAUCUUCUUAAUUGUAUUGAUAUUCCCUGUUUUACUUCUCUUGGCUAAAUCAUACACAAGACUUUCACCCCUUUCUAAAAUAAAAUAAAGUUAUGUUUUUGCACACUUCUCGCUCUCUCUCUCUCUCCCUCUCUCUCUCUCUUUCUCUCUCUCUCUCUCUCCCCCUCUCUCUCUCUCUCUCUCCUCCCUCCCUCCCUACCCCUUCAUCCAUCUUUCUUUCUCUCCUCCCUCCGUCCUUUAUCUCUCCCCUUCUCUCUUCCUCCCUCUCUCUCUUCCUCCCUCAUAUGGGAAAACGUUAUAGAAUAAAAUAAAAUCUUAUUUUAGUUAUGAAAAUUCUAUGUAUGUUUUUAAUUUCUCUCUCUCUCUCUCUCUCUCUUUCUCUCUCUCUCUCUCUCCCCCUCUCUCUCUCUCUCUCUCCUCCCUCCCUCCCUACCCCUUCAUCCAUCUUUCUUUCUCUCCUCCCUCCGUCAUUUAUCUCUCCCCUUCUCUCUUCAUCCCUCUCUCUCUUCCUCCCUCUCACCCUCAUUGUCGCUCUCUCCCUUUCUCUCACCCUCUAUCUCUCUUACCCUCUAUCUCUCUCAUUCUCUCUAUAUAUAUAUGGAAAUGUUACACCAUAUACAUCUAGAUAAUGCAAAAUUGUUUUUCUGGACAUUUUGUGUUGUAAUUAGACAAGAAUACACUGAUGUCUAAAGGAAUUUCCCCAAUAGAUUGGUUUCUACAUGAAUCACAUACUUGACAACGGCCUAUCGGUCAUCAAGCGUGACGGGAGAGUCCACAAUGACUACAGGGGACUUGGCAUAUUCCAUUUGAUGUCAGACGGACUAGACAAGGAUGUGGAAGAGCGACACCCCGGAGUGAUGUACAGACUGAUAUGUGCGGGGGAGGCAGCCGCUGUGAGGGGUGUUAAAGAAUUCCAAGAAACGGGAUUCCUAGAAGUGAUUAAAAAGGUAAGGUCAAUUAUUUAUAAAUUUUAAUAUGGGCUCCGUUCAUAGUUGAUGCAAGAAGCGCAACUUCAUAUCUCAGCCAUAGAUAUUGUUAUUUUUAUGGGUUGUUAUCAAAAAAUGAAAAUAGAACAAUAUACCUUCAGUUUUUACACUGACAUGUGUAUUUUAUACCAAAGACAGAUAUGAUAACUAAUGUUAUCAAUUUAUAGAAGGAAAAAAUGUUACAUGAAUUCAAUAAGCUUGCAUAGAAAGUUAACACAUUGGGUGAUUACAUUGAUAGUUGACACAUUGAUAGUUGACACAUUUGAUUAUCACAUUGACAGUUGAAAAAUUGGAUUAUUACAUCGAUAGUUGACAAAUAGAUUCAUUACAUUGAAAAUGUUUGAUAGUUGACACAUUGGAUUAUCACAUUGAUAGGUACACAUUGGAUUAUCACUUGGAUAGGUACACAUUGGAUUAUCACAUUGAUAGUUGACACAGUGGAUUAUCACAUUGAUAUUUAACACAUUGGAUUAUCACAUUGAUAUUUGACACAUUGGAUUAUCCCAUUGAUAGUUGACACAUUGAAUUAUCACAUUGAUAAUUUACAAAUUGGAUUAUCACAUUGAUAGUUUAAACAUUGGAUUAUCACAUUAAUAUUUGACACACUAGAUUAUUACAUUGAUAGUUGACACAUUGGAUUAUCACAUUGAUAUUUGACACAUUGGAUUAUCACAUUGAUAGGUAAGACAUUGGAUUAUCACAUUGAUAUUUGACACAUUGGAUUAUCACAUUGAUAUUUAACACAUUGGAUUAUCACAUUGAUAUUUGACACAUUGGAUUAUCACAUUGAUAGUGGACACCUUGGUUUAUCAAAUUGAAUGUUGACACACUGGAUUAUCACAUUGAUAAUUGACACUUUGAAUUAUCACAUUGAUAUUUGACACAUUGGAUUAUCACAUUGAUAGUAGAGACAUUGGAUUAUCACUUUGAUAGGUACAUAUUUGAUUAUCACAUUGAUAGUUGACACUUUGGAUUAUCGCAUUGAUAGUUGACACUUUGGAUUAUCACAUUGAUAGUUGACACAUUGGAUUAUCACAUUGAUAUAUGACACAUUGGAUUAUCCCAUUGAUAGUUGACACAUUAGAUUAUCACAUUGAUAUUUGAUACAUUUGAUUAUGACAUUGACAUUUGACACAUUGGAUUAUCAAAUUGAUAGCUGAUUAGGGGUCGCAGAACCGGUCCCUUUUGCCAAAAUCGGUAUUUUCGAUAUUGAAGUUUACAAAUACCGGAAUCCCGGUAUUUUCAAUAUUUUCGAUAUUUAGAGAGUUUUUAGUCGUGAUUCGAGAUUACAGGUAAGGAUUUAUCAAUAAAAUGAAAAAAAAAAAAAAUUAAAAUAUCACAUUUUUAUUUCUAAUAAGCUUUUAAACACGCGUUUAUCUUCACACUUUAUUUAAACUAAAAAAAAUAAUAUUCUUAACUUUUUUAUUUAAAUUGUUUUAUUAAUAAAAAAAAUUACAAUAAUUGGUGCUGUUUUAACCUUUUGUCCAAUUGAAGUAAUGAGAUCGUGAGAUGGACAACGUGUCUAAUGUUUGGUCACUCAACAUUGACCGCAAAUGGUUGCAAAAGUAACCAGAUGAAGAGAACACCCGCUCUGACUCCCCAUUGGUCGGAGGAAUAGACCUUAGGCUAUCAUAAGCAAUUUCUAGCUAUUUUCCUCUUGUCUCGCCAUUCUCAAAUAAAGCCAUUUCAAAAUUUACCAAUGUAUCCAUGUCUUCAACCGUUGCUCUGGGAGCAUUAUCCUGAGCCUGUAGUUUCUUUUGUAUUUCAAUUUCUCAUUGUCUGUUAAGCGGCAGUAUGUCGUCAAGUUCGUCAAGCUCAGAUCCAAGUUGUUCAAUUUCAUUGUUCGUAGAUAUUUCCAACGAGGAAUCCGCUUUCUCAACAAGCUUUUAAAUAUCCACGAUAUGUUUUCGAAUCUGGUCGCAAUCUGGCCUUAGAAAUACAUAUAAUUAGUCACUUGAACGUGCAGACUUUAAAUGAGAGUCAAGGCCUAAAGUUUUACCUUCCAAUGUUUUAAGUAUCUUGUUACACCUAAUACAUUUAGCUGAGAGAUUGUCCGUAGCUUUCAAGAAAUGAUCCCAAACUGAGUUCUUUGUUUCAGAUAGUUUCAUAUGCUUUUCAAAUUUAAGUUUAUUUUUUUCGAGGUCCCCAUUUCUUUCCAUCAACUUGGGAAAAUAAAUCAUUAACAAAAUAUUAUUAGUUCAAUCGGAUUGGUUUGACGUGUAAAACUUUUUUUUUUAAUGUUUAAAUUGCCAUGCAAAUGUUUGGUUAAGUACGGUACAGAACAAUUGGGACAUUCAGUCAUGUAAAUGUUUGGUUAAGUACGGUACAGAACAAUUGGGACAUUCAGUCAUGUAAAUGUUUGGUUAAGUACGGUACAGAACAAUUGGGACAUUCAGUCAUGUAAAUGUUUGGCUAAGUACGGUACAGAACAAUUGGGACAUUCAGUCAUGUAAAUGUUUGGUUAAGUACGGUACAGAACAGUUGGGACAUUCAGUCAUGUAAAUGUCUGGUUAAGUACGGUACAGAACAAUUGGGACAUUCAGUCAUGUAAAUUUUGGCUAGGUAAGGUACAGAACAAUUGGGACAUUCAGUCAUGUAAAUUUUGGCUAGGUACGGUACAGACAAACUGGGACAAAAUAGUCAAAAUAGCUCGAAAAUAAAUUAUGAGGUGAAUAUAAAUUAUUAAUAUUGUUAUCACAAAAUAGAAGUAACAUAAUUGUCUGUGUCUUAAACAUAAGGCAUUUGAUUAUCAAAAUACGGAUUUCCUCAUAUAUUUUUUAAAUAUGUAGGUCUUUUGGCAUAAUUAAAAGAAAACAAGCACUCAAAAGAAAAUAAUUAAAAGUUGACACUGUGAUUUGAGUGCAACAUGUUAUUAUUUCCAAACAAACUCUUAAUGGAAGUAAAAACUCGAUCUUCACUCGACUAUACAAAUCACUUAUUUGUCAAUAAUAUGAAAACAUUUAAUUGCCAAUCCUGUUCUUCACGUCGUGACUCCUCGCUACUUACACAUUACACACGCACGAUGUAAAAAAAAAAAAAUAAUAAUAAUCAGAACGUUACGCUUCUUGACAAAUAAGAGUACACAGAUCCAGCCCGUCGGUCGGCUCUCUUUGAACUUGAGACUCGUGGUGUGAGGGGUUUGCAAAUCUCAUAAAUUAUUGAUAUGUCUUGUAAUAUCUAUGACGUGGAAACUAAGCAAAACGAUUUUUUUUUUAAAUUGAAAAUGAAAUCUCGGGAUUAUCGAAAAUCCCGGUUUUCAUAAAUACAAUCCCGGUUUUCAUAAAUGCAAUCCCGGUUUUCAUAAAUACAAUCCCGGUUUUCAUAAAUACAAUCCCGGUUUUCAUAAAUACAAUCCCGGUUUUCAUAAAUACAAUCCCGGUUUUCAUAAAUACAAUCCCGGUUUUCAUAAAUACAAUCCCGGUUUUCAUAAAUACAAUCCCGGUUUUCAUAAAUGCAAUCCCGGUUUUCAUAAAUGCAAUCCCGGUUUUCAUAAAUACAAUCCCGGUUUUCUUAAAUACAAUCCGGGUUUUCAUAAAUGCAAUCCCGGUUUUCAUAAAUGCAAUCCCGGUUUUCAUAAAUACAAUCCCGGUUUUCAUAAAUACAAUCCCGGUUUUCAUAAAUGCAAUCCCGGUUUUCAUAAAUACAAUCCCGGUUUUCAUAAAUACAAUCCCGGUUUUCAUAAAUGCAAUCCCGGUUUUUUCGAACAUCAAAUAUGGUCCGGUAUUUUCAAAUUUAGGGAUCCCGGAUUGCGACCCCUAUAGCUUACACAUUGUAUUAUCACAUUGAUAUUUGACACAUUGGAUUAUCACAUUGAAUGUUGAUACAUUGGAUUAUCACAUUGAAUGUUAACACAUUAAAUUAUCACAUUUAUAGUUGACACAUUGGAUUAUCCCGUUGAUAGUUGACACAUUAAAUUAUCACAUUGAUAGUUGACACAUUGGAUUAUCCCGUUGAUAGUUGACACAUUAAAUUAUCACAUUGAUAGUUGACACAUGGGAUUAGUACAAUGAUAGUUGAAACAUUGGAUUAUUACAUUGAUAGUUUAUACCUUGGAUUUACACAUUGAUAGUUGACACACUGGAUUAUCAAAUUGAUAAUUAGCACAUUGAAUGAUCACAUGGAUAAUUGACACCUUGGAUUAUCACCCUGACAGUUGACACACUGGAUGAUCACAUUGACAGAGUUAACACACUGGAUGAUCACAUGUAUAAUUGACACCUUGGAUUAUCACAUUCAUAGUUGACACAUUUGAUUAUCAAAUUGUUAGUUGACACCUCAUAUUAUCAUAUUGAAAUGAUCAUAGUAUUUCCAUUAAUUUUUUUUUUACUUUAUUUUUUAGCCCGUUCGGAGUUUGUCGUACAGCGUGAAAGAUUUGGUCGGGCUUGACACACCUAAGGACCUGACACACGUCAUCCAGCUGACCCAUGACGACAUGCGAGAUAUUUUUUCAAUGGACGAUGUCGUUGAGAAGCUCUUCCCGGAGAAACGCAUCUUGAAUUUUUUCAUUGGCUACAGAUGCGUGGAGGACAACAUACGUCACUUCAUUGAAGACCGGAAGGAAGUGUUUGCAACGACAUCGCACGCUCAACAACUCGGAGAUCCGCCGCAACGUGGGCGGACCCGGGACGCCCUCAAAGAGAUUGACAUGGUCUCUUUUUCAGUGCGCUUCCCAGGAACCCGAGGUCUCAUGUACGUCAUCGACAUCUACGCCAAAGACGGAAGCGGUCACGCGGCGUUGGAUGAUCACGUGACGCGUCACCUUCGCUCGAUGAAGAGCGCCACGCAGGACGGCGGCGUGCUGUUCAUCACGUUUGGGAACAACGUGCCCGAGGCCGAGGUCCUGUCUUGUCUGAAGAGGCAUGGCAUUUCGGAAUUGUACCCGGGUGUUGAAAGCUGGAAGGCUUUAUACGAGAAAAAAGUCCGAUAACUGCUUCGUGCAAAAGAACUCGUGUCUGUGACGUGUGAUCAUCAAAGAGUUAUGUGUAUCAUUAAGAUGGAUUUGGUAAAAUGAUAUUGAAAAUGUAUUCAAGAGAGUCAGUGUACUUGCACAUGAUUGUUUUUAUUUCUUAAAAACGAAACGUUUAAACUUAGAAUGAAUUCUCAUUGAUUCCACUGGAUGAACAUCAUCGGGUCGAAGGUGAAGUGAAGAAUAGUGUGACUAUUUAGGCCUACACUAUUUCUAAGGGAUGAAUUCUGGACAGGAAAACCUCAUUGUGAAGUGGGCUGUGGGUGCGCAGGUGGAAGAUGACACCGAUUCAGGCACGAGUUAUAAUUUUUUAUAAUGUAGGCACGGUCCACUGCGGGGUCGUCAUUGGUGUUUGAGGUCCUCUGCGCAAUGGAGAUACACGUUUAACUAAACAAAUCACAAACGCGACUUGUAAUGUGAGUGGAAUGCAAAAAGUGGUUUAAGCGUACCUGCUCAGCGAUCAAUAGUUGAUUAGAUUUCAAAUUGUUCAGUCACCUUCAAACAACUCUUCGUUUGUCACUAAAGACUGGCGCGGGGGUACAGGACAAAGCUCCAAUGUUGUUCAAGUAACUUACAUGGCGUACGGAAUUGCUGUUAUGGGGAGGUUACGUUUAAUGGAUUCUCACAUCUUUAAGAUAGAAGAGAUUGUUUCUUUUAUAACAUAAUUUUAUGUUUCGGGCCUAGGGAUGUGUUCAUAGAUGACAUUCGUGGGCCCCCUGUGGUGGUAGGGAGGCAAUGUUAAUAGGAGUGGGAAAGAGUUAGGAAAAAGCAGUUGAAAGUGAAAUAAUGAAAGAGGAAAGUUCGAAGGUUACAAGAGAUCAGGAGACGAUAGUUGACCAGUUGAUAUAGAAGUAGUUAAGACGAUACUCUUGAACAGUUAUGAAACAGUCUUAGCUAUAGCGAUACAAAAAUAUUGUUGAAAGUUGGCGGGACCAACAGAGGAGGUUUUUUACAUCUAAAAUAAACACACACUAUUACAUUAUCUUGACACAUG
Messenger RNA from Lymnaea stagnalis (great pond snail), 8488 nucleotides. The record is from the annotation of a GenBank genome assembly. NCBI's taxonomy places the organism in Eukaryota, Metazoa, Mollusca, Gastropoda, Lymnaeidae.